Molecule: messenger RNA, 3284 nt
Organism: Cicer arietinum (chickpea)
Lineage: Eukaryota; Viridiplantae; Streptophyta; Magnoliopsida; Fabales; Fabaceae
Product: pentatricopeptide repeat-containing protein At3g23020-like
Molecular function (GO): protein binding; mRNA binding
Source: RefSeq, a predicted model, not a curated record
CUAGACUAGAUAAGAGAAAAGAUUUUGACCAAAAAGAUAAAAGGAGAAAAUAAAAUCACUUCUUCAGUGUGUUGUUAAUUCUUUUCGUUCUGUUUUGUGUUAAUCUUUUCAAAAAAACAAACCAAUGCUUUUGAAUCUUCAACUGUUAGACACCAACACACUUCCACUUGUUGUUCCACGGGAAAACGCUGUACCCAUUUCCAUUCCCAGUAAAAAAACCACACAACAACAAUCACUUCCUCAUUCUCCCGAUGGAACAGACUCAGAAUCUCGUUUUAAGAAAUUGAAUUUGAAUAGAAAUGAUGAUUAUUUGUUUCCAAAGAAAAGGGAUAACAGUAAUGGGAUAGUUUUGAAGAAAAAUAAAGUGCACACCAAGUGUUCGACGAAAUGGGUGUGUUACGGCGGAAGAAUUCCUGCAAUUUUACAGGCUUUGAAUAAUAUUCAUGAUUUGGAUGAGGCUCUUAGACCUUGGGAAAAGAGACUUAGCAACAAGGAAAUGAGUAUUAUAUUGAAGGAACAAGUUUGUUGGGAGAGGAGUUUGAAAAUUUUUGAGUGGUUUAAGAAAAAGGGUUGUUAUGAAUUGAAUGUGAUUCAUUAUAAUAUAAUGUUUUGGGUUCUUGGAAAAGGGAGGAAAUGGAGGCUUGUGGAGAGUUUGUGGAGUGAAAUGAGUGCAAAUGGGGUUGUGCCGGUGAAUUCGACGUAUGGAACAUUGAUUGAUGUUUAUGGUAAAGGUGGAUUUGGAAAAGAAGCACUUGCUUGGCUUCAAAGGAUGCUAAGUCAAGGGAUGGAACCUGAUGAGGUCACAAUGGGGGUUGUUGUUCAGUUGUACAAAAGGUCCGGGGAGUUUCGAAAAGCUGAGGAGUUUUUCAGGAAAUGGUCGAGAAGGGAACUUUUGAGCGUAGAGAUUGAUUAUGAGACGGUUGAUGCUACUCAUGUUGGCAAUGAUGUUUCACAUGGGAAUGUUUGUUUAAAUUCACAUACAUAUAAUACCUUGCUUGACACAUAUGGGAAAGCCGGUCAACUUCGAGCGGUGUAUGAGAUUUUUGCUAAGAUGAUCAAACUAGGUGUAGUGCCGACUACGGUGACAUUUAAUACAAUGAUUCACUUGUAUGGAAACCAUGGACGCUUAUGGGAAGUAAGUCUGUUGUUGCAGAGAAUGGAAGAGCUUCGAUGUCCACCUGACACAAGGACAUAUAAUAUCCUUAUUUCUCUUUAUGUUAAACAUAAUGAUAUCAAUUUGGCAGCAAAAUAUCUUGCAAAGAUGAAAGAGGUUUUCCUUGAGCCCGAUCUAGUGAGUUAUCGCACCCUUUUAUGUGCAUACUCAACUAGGAAAAUGGUCCAAGAAGUUGAAGAGCUCGUUCGAGAGAUGGAUGACAGAGGUCUUGAGAUUGAUGAAUUCACCCAAUCUGCCGUGACUAGGAUGUAUGUAGAAUUGGGUAUGCUGGAGCAGUCAUGGUUAUGGUUCAAGCGGUUUCAUCUAGCUGGGGAUAUCACUUCUAGCUGUUAUGCUGCCAACAUUGACGCAUAUGGCGAGCAAGGGUACACAUUAGAAGCAGAGAAAGUCUUUAUGUGCUGCAAACAAAGGGAGAAACUUAGUGUCCUUGAGUUUAAUGUGAUGAUUAAAGCUUAUGGGAUAGGAAAAUGCUUUGAUAAAGCAUGUCAAUUAUUUGAUUGCAUGGAGAAAUUUGGUAUUGUUGCAAAUGCAUGCAGCUACAGUUCUCUCAUACAUAUUUUGGCCAGUGCUGACAAGCCAAACAUUGCAAAACCUUAUCUGAAAAAAAUGCAGGAGGCGGGAUUGGUGAGUGAUUGCAUCCCGUAUGGUGCUGUGAUAUCAAGCUUUGCAAAGUUAGGCCAAUUGGAUACGGCAGAAGCAUUAUACAAUGAGAUGAUUGGAUAUGCUGUGCAGCCUGAUGUUAUCAUUUAUGGUGUAUUAAUCAAUACUUUUGCUGAUGCUGGAAAUGUUAAAAAGGCUACCGGUUAUGUAGAUCGAAUGAGGAAGGCAGGCUUGUCAGGGAAUCCGGCCAUACAUAACUCUUUGCUAAAGUUGUAUACUAAAGUAGGCUACCUGAAAGAAGCACAAGAAACAUACACGUUGCUUCAAUCGUCAGAUCAAGGUCCUUCAAUAUUUUCUUCUAAUUGUAUGAUUGAUCUUUACACUGAGAGACUUAUGGUUGAACAAGCAAAAGAAAUAUUUGAGAGCUUGAAGAAGAAGAACAUCGCAAACGAGUUUUCAUACGCAAUGAUGCUAUGUAUGUACAAGAAAAUUGGAAGAUUGGAUGAAGCUGUUCAAAUUGCGAAACGGAUGAGGAAACUAGGACACUUGACUGAUUUAUUGAGUUAUAAUAAUGUGCUUGGCCUGUAUUCAAUGGAUAGGAGACUAAGGGAAGCUAAAGAGAUUUUCAAGGAAAUGAUAGAAUCUGGAAUUCAGCCAGACGAUUUUACAUUCCGAGCUCUUGGACGUCUUUUGCUGAAUCAUGGUGUUUCCAAGCAGAGUAUUGGCAGGCUAGAAGUAAUGGUGAAGAGGGAGGUUCCUCGGGGCUUGCAAGCAUGGAUGAUGGCAAUUUCGCGUAUGCUUGAAGGAGAUGAUUACACAGAUAAAUAGAAGUGGUUACUCAUGGAUGAAGCUUUUCUAUGGAGGUUUGCUCCUUUGUUGUCUACAAGGCUUAGGCUAUAAUUGGAGCAUUUCAGUCAUGGCAUCUAGAAUCACAACUGCAUUAUGGGGUGGGAACAUGUUUUGACUCCUUUCAUGAGUAUUCUUUGGCUUGAAGAUUGGCAAUGAGAAUCAGAUUGUUGAGAUCUCUUCAACUUUGGAACUAUAAGAUCUUCUUUCCCUUUUCUUGAUUUUGAUGACAGAAGUAAUUUGAUAUUGACAAUGAGGAUAGGAAUAAGGGAAAAUAGAACAAAAUUAGAGAAAUACCAUCAGAAUAUUCAAUUGCAUCUUUCAAAAAUUUGUCAAAGAUAUAUUCCAACUAAACUCAUCUCAUGUGUGAAGGGACUGGCCCUGAAUGAUAUUGACAUGCAAAUUAUUAGAUAAAUCAUGUCCAGUUUUGAAAAGUUUUUGCUGGAGACAUUGAUGCUGCACACUGCCUUCUUUGGUUUCUGGAGAAGAGUUGGGUUUACACCUGUUAGACUAUACCAGGAUUCCCACAACUUGAUUUUUAUUGUAUAUCUAUAUUAUGUAAUCAGUUAGUUAUGACAGUUAGGUUUGUAAUUUUUUGUUGAGUCAAUUUGUAUAUAAACUUUCAUCUCAAGCAAUUAAUUCAAGAUUUUUAUUUUCUGCAAAA